GAGGCAAUCCCCGCACGGACUCUGCAGCCAAAAUUAUGUAAUGCGUGUCUCGAUCCAGACGGACAGCGCCUUUUAAUUAAAGAACGGUCAUGUGCGGAUUAAAGGAUUAGAGUCUUGGGAGCGCAGCAGUCUGCUGAUGUAGUGGAGGGUGAAAGGUAUUCAAGAAGUCCAGCCUCACAGAAAAUAUUUUUGACAAUUGUGUGGACGAAGCAGGUGCGUCAAUUGAAGCUCUUGUGUCGAAGUUGGCGCUUGUGACUCCUUGUUCCCCUCUUUCCUUCGGGAAGUCGGGAAUCUGCCGCAUUGGAGGGAAGGCAGCACUCUCUUCCAGGAGAACAGCGGGCCUGAGGGAAGCCACCUCCGCACCCUGAGAUUUCAUCAUCCGCGGUCCAACCCCGGAUCUCUCGCAUUAUCGCUGAGAGACUCGUGAAAAAAAAAACACUCUUUUCCUUUCGAAGACCACGUUGCCGCCGUUACAUGACCUUCUUGAUGAAAUUAAUUAAUUUUUAUUAUCGAAUCGAUAUUCUGUGUUUAAUUAGCCAUCAAAGAUUAACUUAAUUACCCUCGGACGAGACCGCGUUGCGCGCAGCGACUGACAGUUGACCCCGCCCGUGAAAUGGACCAGCCAAUAGCAGCAGACGCUGAGCACUUACUCCCUCCCUCCGACUCGUGUUCGCGACGAGCGUUAAGUUUUUUUUUCCAGCACUUCACCGGACAGCAAGGUGGCAGUGAAUGGCGUGAGGGGGUUCACCGCAAAAACCAAGCGGAUCCACGUAGCCGUAGUUGCGCAAGGAUGGCAGACCCGGACUCCCUGGAGGACGUUCUGCCCGCGGAGGAGAGGGAGUUUCAGAACACCAUAGCUCUGAUCGGUGGUAAAGAGAGGAUUUAUUUGGUCAGCGACGCCUGUCAAAGUAAAGAGGUGGACGGGGGCGACGGAGGGACAUUGCAGGAGUUCAUGCGUGACAUGUUUCACAGCGGCGACCGUGCGACCAGCAACGGACAGCCCCACUCCUCCAACCCGGGCAACCAGGACGACGCGGCGGGUGAAAACCUCACCUGCAGCAAGACUGAGGCAGCUAAAUGCACUGAGAUACCUCUGACGGUGCGGCCCGGGGAUCUGGAUCUGAGAACCUGUCCGGAGGGAGAGGACAUGGAGGAGGGGAGGCGGCAGACGCGCAACGGCAACGCUCAGAGAACAGCAACGAGGACCGCGAACGUUUGCAGCCUAAAGCGAGCGAUAGAGUCCUCUGUCAUCAUCUUCCUCUUCAGGGAGACAUUCGUCGGCAAGGAUUCCAACGGGGUGUGCUUAAAGGAGAUCCUGAAGGACGUAAAGGCGCGAACGAAACGUGCCAGAAUCGCCCAACCAGCUCUGAUUGGAUUAAUACGCACCGGGCUGGAGAGCGCCGAGACGCAACGGUGUGCGCAACUCCUGGAGUGUCGGAUCCGCUCAGUGUUCAACAGACAUCCACCAGAGACAAUAUGGGUCGGCUGUUUCAUCCCGAAGACGGAGGCCAAAAUGCUCAGCAUCAAGAAAAACGCCUGCAAAGUUAUAUACUCAUCUCAAACUGCAGAUAAUACCAGAAAUAGAAGGAACCCGCUUUUCUGGCCAUUCCGAUGUUUGUUCUGGCCUCAGAGAAGAGGAGCAGGAGGUCAGGCAAACAGCUCUACAACCAGCAGGCAAAGAGGUGACGCUGGAAGUGUAGAGGAAGGCAUCCCUCUGAAAACCAAUUCCAUGACUGCUGGACGUCAUGUGAAUGGAGAACCAGCUGGAGGGGACAGCUGAUGGCAGGACAUGUGACCUUUGGCUGCAGGCCUAUCACUAUGGACAACUCUGGUUUUACCGUUAAGAGAAAAGUUGGCCCCAUGGUGCUACAGAGCCUUAUAACGUCUUAUAGUGUUUCUUCAUGGUACUCAAUAUCCCCACUGCUGAGCCAACGUGAUUCUUGUCCUAUAGCAAUACGUUGUUAUAGUCAAAUGUACACAUUGUCUUUGAUCAAGACGGGUUUUAUUGUGUAUGUGCAGAUCAGUUAGUCACACCAGCUGUAUCACAUUAACGCCACAGUUUUUUUGGCAGAGACCUUUAGCUGGACACAUGUACGUUACCUUAUGACAGGUUGGGACUGCAGAAUGGUGACGCUAGUCAUUUUACAGCACAAGUACUCCUUUAUCGCGAUACAUGGUGAAACACAGGACGAGAUUAGCGACUGGACAAAGAGGGCAACUGCUCCGUGGGCCCCCAAAACUCCAGGCUUACUGUGUGUCAGCUGGCUUGAACCAAUUAAAUCAAACAUUAUUUUGGAAUAUACACCAUUAAAGCACAAUAUCAUCUGACACAAUAAGGGCCUUAAGGUGGGUUGUUCUUUAUUAAUGUACCUGACUGUGAAGCCCUAUAUUUAUAAAGGGUCCCUGUGUCAACAUUUAGUUUGAAAACCCAUAUUAUGCUAGUUUAACAUGCACUCACUGAGCACUUUAUCAGUAUGGGGAAAUAUGUGAUCUCAGUGACUUUGACCUUGGCAUAUUUUUUGAUGUCAGAGUAUUUCUGAAACUGCUGAUCUCCUGGGAUCUUCGUACACAAUAUUCUCUAGAGUUUACGUAGAAUGGUGGCAAAAGCUAAAAACAUCCCGUGAGCAGCAUUUCCGCAGACUGAAACACUUUGUUGAUGAGAAAGGUCGGAGGAGAAUGGCCAGACUGGUUCGAGCUGACAGAAAGGCUUCAGUGACUCAGAAAACCAAUCUUUAAAACUGUGGUGAGCAGAACAGCAACUCAGACCACAUAGUAUGGAGGAUUGUUGCUGAACCGCGUGCAUCCCUUUAAGGCCACAGUUUACCCUCUUCUAAUGACUACUUCCAACAUGAUAAUGCACCAUGUCACAAAGCAAAAGUAACCUCAGACUGGUUCCAGGAACAUGACAAUGAGUUGAGUGUACUUCAGGGGCCUCCUCAGUGACCAGAUCUGAAUCCAACAGAACAUCUUUGGGAUGGGCAGCUGACAAAUCUGCAAAAAUGAUGUGAUGCAGUCAUAUCAACAUGGACCAGAAUCCCCCAGGAAUGUAUCCAUCAUGUUGGGAAUCCACGUCUCGAAGAAUUGAGGCUUUUUUGAGAGUGAAGGGAGGCCCUACCGAGUAUUAGUAUGCUAUUCCUAAUAAAGUGGUAACUGAGU
Xiphias gladius (swordfish) is the source of this 3156-nucleotide messenger RNA. RefSeq lists its product as uncharacterized. Lineage: Eukaryota; Metazoa; Chordata; Actinopteri; Istiophoriformes; Xiphiidae. The transcript has 3 exons. Bases 614 to 1780 code for a protein of 388 amino acids. The record is from RefSeq and is a predicted model, not a curated record.